UUGGCCUGCUCAGGUCUAAAUUGUAGCAUUGCAGCGUCGAGUUCGUUAGGUAGCUCAGGUGCCCAUCGUGCAUGGGCUUGGCUAGAUGUCAUGACCAGUGACAUAUCAACUUAACAACCGCCUAGCCUCCCUUUUUACCUACCCUGUUCACCUCCUCACCGACUCCUCUACCUCCCAAGUAGGAGUCUGAUGUCAGGAAUGGCGACAGAUUCCUUGAAAGCCCUAAUUACUAACAUUCCCGACUGGCUUAAACGCCUCGAGGAGCUCAAUGGACAAAUCGAUCAGCGCCAGCAGGAUCUGGCUAUGCUACCUGAGAACCAACCCAAGUCAUCAGCUCGAUCUAUUAGGAAUAAGGGAUCAACAGAAUCCCUAAGACCGAGGGAUGAAGGCGCACCCGGCCAGAUACUAGACACGAUACGCGUCUCGACGCCACCUCCCCUAGCCCCGAAUGAAACUCGACAGCUAAACAGCGGUGCUGAGGUACCCUCGAGUCCCGUGAGUGAGCCGCGAUCGAACACCUCCCUUCAACGUCAGACCAACGAGGUCAUGGCAACGGCACAGCGACGAGCGCGCGCCGUUGUUCGGAAGAAGCCGAAGACCGAAUCUAUGAUGAGCACCGAGAACACUAUCCAAAAUUACAGGUCACGGAAUAUGAUCAUCGUAUACUACGACAGCUACGUACAGUCAUUCUUUGAGGAGUUAGUCAAGUUCGUGUCGAUGCAGCGCAAUGCCAUGCGUAAAGCCAAGAUGGCUGCCAAAGUGGCCCGCAUCAGACGUUUAGCCGAGAUUGAGAUGCCCGAUGAUGACGAGGAGGAGGACAGACCGGGUAGUGGGAAUGGUGAACUGAAGCCCAGGGAUAAUCUCAUCGCCAUCGCCGCCGACGCCACAGCCCUACAAGCUAAGGAAGAGUCGGCGGAAGAUAUUAAGCUCCGCUUCAAAAGUACUCGACAGAUGGGACCACGAAACGUGGUUGCCGGUAGGGUGAGUGCGCGGGUGACCCGAUCAGGUCUUAAUGGCGGACUAGGCGCAUUCCAGGAUAGGGGCGAUAUCUGGGAGGAGCUGGACAAAGGCCUCGAGUUCGUCCAGGGUAUGUGUGAACAAGGAGCACAUCAAUUUCUUCGAGACGGUGACUGCGCCGAAGAGAUCGAGAAGAUUAAAGCGCGCCUUGCGUUGACGAGGGAGGCUGCCGACAAGGAACUAGCACGUUCUGAAAAGGAAAACACUCCCGAGCUAGCCUCGCCCUGGCCCAUCCAGUCCCGGAGUUAUCGCCCCACAACGAUGCGGAAGAGUAUGGGCGCGCCGGCAUUAAAGACAUCUCCUAAGCAAGAAGUUGUCAAGCAAAAUGUUAUUGAAGUGGAGGACGAAGGGGUACAGGAUAUGGACGACUACCAGCCGAUCUCCAAACCGACAGAGCAAAUAGAUGGACCCACGUCUUAGAAUGACGAGGUCCCUUUGCUUUGUUAUUCUUCAUGCGCAUUAAGCAGUCUCCCUACUACUAUUACCUACCACCGUCGUUUACGUAUAUACAAACCACAUCUCAACCAUUCAAAAUUGUUUGCUCGCAUGCAGCAUCGCGACGGAGUUGGCUUACAGAGAAUGACGGCUUUAUUGGAUGCUAUUGCGACAGGACUAUAUACUUCCCCCUAAAUUAUGAGAUGCCAUCUUGAAAAUUAUAUAUAGUUUUCUAUUUACUCGUGUGGGGUGCGGACAGAUAAAAAAGCAUGCACAUAUUUUGAGUCUUAAAAUGUGCUUGGAGUUGGAUAUAGGGGAAAGUUUUGAUAUUUAACAUCAACAGCCCAGACGGGGUUUGAAUACAUUUGGGAUCACUCUACUAUGGUGCCUACCUGCGCCUUUCACGACUUUACGGGACUCACGGCAGCGAACAAAAU
Messenger RNA from Daldinia loculata, 1889 nucleotides. RefSeq lists its product as uncharacterized. The record is from RefSeq and is a predicted model, not a curated record. The coding region runs from base 190 to 1437 and encodes 415 amino acids. NCBI's taxonomy places the organism in Eukaryota, Fungi, Ascomycota, Sordariomycetes, Xylariales, Hypoxylaceae. The transcript has 2 exons.